AUGGAAUGGAAGCGGAGGCAUAGAUACAGCAGUCUUUCCCUUUUCCUCAUUGUGCUUGUGUUUGUGGUAGGCCUCAUUAUUCAGGUUCUCUGGCUUUUUCCAAACAAAAUCCGAAAUCCCAAAAAGUUGAGGGAUCUUGAAGAGUCCCCUGCUCCACUAACAUCAAAUGAAAAUGCAAUCUCAGCUUCAAAUGAAAGUUUGCAGCAGGGAUUGGAAAACUCCUUUCUUUCAAACAUCAGUUCGAGUGAAGAGAGGACAGCAGCGUGGAUACUUAGAGUUGAGCCUUACAUCUACAUCCUCAACGAGCCGAACGCAUGUCUGCAGCGAGCUCCUUUCUUAGUGCUUCUGAUUGAGGUUGAGCCCAAGAAAACGGAGGCUAGGGAUGCCAUCAGGAAAACGUGGGCCAAUGAAAGUGUGGCUGGGGGUUUGGGUUUCAUCCGCCUUUUUUUCAUAGGUGUAAAUCAAGACAGCAAACUGCAGCACACAAUAGAGAAAGAAAGUCAUCGAUAUCAUGAUAUCAUCCAGCAAGAUUACAGGGAUACUUACAACAACCUUACCCUGAAAACGCUUAUGGGGAUGUACUGGAUCACAAAGUACUGUCCCGAGGCCAAAUACGUCAUGAAGACAGACAGUGACAUGUUUGUCAACACUCAAUACCUCAUAGAAGAGCUCCUAAAACCCAGAGGGCAACCAAAACAAAGAUAUUUUACAGGACACCUUAUGCCAGACAUGUCCCCAAACCGAAACAAAGAGAGUAAAUGGUACAUGCCCCGAGAAGUGUACCCUGGUAGGCGAUACCCCACCUUUUGCUCUGGGACUGGGUACGUCUUCUCAGGCGACGUGGCCCAAAGGAUAUACGUGACAUCUCUGACCAUACCCAGACUGCAUUUAGAAGAUGUUUACAUAGGUAAAUGUCUAGCUAAACUAAAGAUAGAGCCAACGCCACCACCAAAUGAACAUCUGUUCAAUCACUGGCGAGUGCCCUACUCUAGCUGUAGGUACAGCAACCUGAUCACCUCUCAUGGGUUUCAUCCCAAUGAGAUCAUCCAGUACUGGCAGCACCUGCAGAGCAACAAGCACAAUCCCUGCCAAAUGACUGGGUAGAAAGUUU
This is a messenger RNA of Carassius carassius (crucian carp), 1111 nucleotides long. RefSeq names its product beta-1,3-galactosyltransferase 2-like. The transcript has a single exon. The coding region runs from base 1 to 1104 and encodes 367 amino acids. Gene Ontology annotation, molecular function: N-acetyl-beta-D-glucosaminide beta-(1,3)-galactosyltransferase activity. The record is from RefSeq and is a predicted model, not a curated record. Lineage: Eukaryota; Metazoa; Chordata; Actinopteri; Cypriniformes; Cyprinidae. Gene Ontology annotation, cellular component: membrane.